Rhodofomes roseus is the source of this 842-nucleotide messenger RNA. RefSeq lists its product as uncharacterized. The record is from RefSeq and is a predicted model, not a curated record. The transcript is spliced from 3 exons. The coding region runs from base 126 to 692 and encodes 188 amino acids. Lineage: Eukaryota; Fungi; Basidiomycota; Agaricomycetes; Polyporales; Fomitopsidaceae.
UGCAAUUCCCGGUCCUCCCUGGGUCCUCCUCUACCAGUACUACACAGCGUGCGCUGGCCAGCAUGCUGCUGCUGAUCAACAGCUGCGCGUGCGGCCUCUCACGCGUGUGACGCCCGUGCUACGGAAUGCCUAGGAGAGAUGUCCGCCGACCACGGACGAACGUACCCAGAGAGGCUUUGUUUCACCCAGGCGCGCCGCCUCAUGCCUGCCGAUAUGACAUCCAAGCAAUGGUCGCAUUGCUUGUCGUGGCAAUGAUCAAAGAAGCCACACCCCGGAUCUCCGGAUUCAAUCGCAGUGUAAGGAUGUCAUUGGCGAAGAUACCGGGGCUCAGUACAAUGGCCGGAGCUGGCCUCCAGAGGGGACGUCGACUGCGUUGGAUCGACGCUCGUAACACUACCAGAUCCCUGCGACCGCACAGUCUCCUCCUACCAUGUCGAACUACAGCGGCGGAUCCCAACCUCGCACCAACAACUGUCCGAUCCAAGGCUGGACGGCUCCGGACGACGCCGCUGCCAACCGCCAGGCUUGGCGGGACACACACCCCACACCUCUUCCGUACCGUGGCAGCGCGCCCGUGUUCAGUGAUCCUCAGCCACUGGCACCCCAGGCUUCUCAGACCACACCGCUCCCGCAGUCAUUUAACCCCGCGGGUCACAGUGGAUUCCCCGACGCGAUGGGCGAGCCUUCGAUGAAUCCAUUUAGGUCGCCGGGUCGGACCGAUGCCUAUGGAUCAGUGUUCGGUAUGUCUUCAGGCGUACCGGAUUCUUCUAGCUCGUGGAUGAGUGCGCGUGCCGACUUUGCGUCAACGUCAGGGCUCGAUCAGCAUCGGGGAAUUGCUGGCU